AUGGCCGAAGCGAUGGAAGCGAUGGAAACCGAUCCACAGUUGACCCACGAGUUGAGUGCGGAACUGAUGACUGAGUUGUCACGUGUCUACCGAUACAUCCGCUUCGGCACAGAGACCUCAGCGGUGGACAGUUGUCGACACCUGUCGGUCAACAGUCUGGUCCGUAUGGACGCCGAUCGUCACCGACUGGAAGUACCGAAGAAGAAGUUGUCGUUGAAGAGCGUUGAAAACGUAUGGAAGCGUUUCGCCGACGCCGACAACAGCGACGACAAUCAACGGCUGGCGAAGAGUGUCUGCGAACGGAUCCAACAGAUGGUCGACGAGUACGGCCGCCAAUCGGGACAACAAUACGCGCAUCGCUUACCACUGCUGAUGGUGUCGCUGUUCGCGUGCCAGAAGUCGGCUACUGUUCAGUCGCCGUUUCGGGCGUUGGCCGUCAGUCUCUUUGAUCAACAGUAUGUCCACCCGUUGGAUGUCCUGCUGUUCGCCGCUAUGAUUGGUUUCAAGCGAUUGAAUUCAAACAAUCAGUUGCGCCACUGUUUCCGACUCUACUAUCGACGGCCCGUCACCGACAAAGACAUCGAAUUGAAUUUGACAUUUGGCCGCAAAUUCGAGUGGUCACAACGGGAUAUAAUUAGAUUAUGUCACCCGAAGAUCACUCCAAUGACCGAAGCGCUCAUGAAGUAUAAGAACAAGAAGUUUGCUGUUCGUAAAGACGGCGACAGAAAGCGUAAGUCAGCGCCCGAUACAAAAGCGGAUCCAACGACCCCCACCUCUGACUCCGUCCAGACGUCGCCCAAACGCUUCAAGUGUGAGUCGGGCGGUGCCGGAGACACAGCACCGGAGCCGAGCGCACCGACUGAUGGCCCCAAUGUGGCCGCAAUCGAGACUCGUAUUCAGGCAUUUCGGUCGGCGAAGGCGACCAAAGUGUACGAUAUAAUGCCCGCAUUGGACGCAACACUACUCGAUCCAAGCGAUUGGUUUCAGGCGUUGAACACCGUUUGGUCCAAUGAACCGCUCGUUUGGCAUAAACUGAUUGGACGUUUGGCACACGUGGCCGACGGCGACUCACUGUUAAGACUCGUUCCGGUAGUGUUCAGCCGAUUCCCGAACAACGAUCGCCUGUUCCGCGAAUUGGUGACCGCUUUGCGCCGAAAUGGACACAAAUGUAGCGCCAAUUUUGUCAAACAUUUGGUGUUGUUUUACUGCGAGAAGAAUGUGUUGAAUUUAACGACACAAUUGCUGCCAGAAUUGGCUAAAGACGUGUUGAAACUGUCGAUUCCGUAUCGAUUGGACGAACCGAUUCUCAUAGUCUUUGACAAGGGUUUGGAUUUGAAAGAGAAAUACCUGUCAAACCUGUCGGACAAGCAUCGACUCAAACAGGAUCUCAUGGAGUCCAUGGCAGUCAAUGACUUCGUAUGGAUUUUGUUGCAAUCGUUCCGCUGUUUUGCGUCCAUCGAUGGCCGCAUCGAAAGCUUGCAGUUUGUGGACACAAACGCUAAUACUGUCGAGCGUUUCGAUCAAUUGGUCUCCCGUUUCGAUGGACUGUCCGAUGAG
Medioppia subpectinata is the source of this 1557-nucleotide messenger RNA. The record is from the annotation of a GenBank genome assembly. Lineage: Eukaryota; Metazoa; Arthropoda; Arachnida; Sarcoptiformes; Oppiidae.